GGGGUGCGCGCGCGUGCGUGCGUGCGUCUGGAGACUGUCGUUGCCCUGUCGGCCUUUGGCUCAAGGGGAAGCGGGUUUCAUGGACAAAUAAAGGGCUAGAGCAGAUGAACUGAGGAGAUGGCAGGAAGAAAGCUACUGGGAAAAUAUGGAUCAGAUUGAAAUCAUUGCUAACAAGACCCUGCCAAAUUGCACAAUGGGUCAGGAAGCUGGAAAGCCCACAUGGCCAAAGCCAGCAGGAGGAUAUCAGACUAUUACAGGCAGAAGAUAUGGAAGAAGGCAUGCCUAUGUUAGUUUUAGACCAUCUCUGGCGAAUCAAGAGAGGAACUCAAACCAACACAGCAGCGAAUGUGAAGGAUUAGAACUGGAUGACGUUCAAAAAGAAAAUUCUUUGUGUUCCAGUCCACUGGUCCAGGUAUGUUCUGCUUUGGCAGAUGUUCCAUUGUUAGCAAAUGUUGGAUCAGAAGAUCCUGUUAAUCAAGCCAAGCCAAGCCAAGCAAUGGAUGCAGGUACUCCAACAUUUUCUCCAGCACACUACAAUUUGGGAAAAAACCAAAUGGUGUGUAACAAUGUGAAUUCUAAUGACUGUGCAGAGUACGUUUCUGGAGAGCACAAUAACCUUAAUGGCCAAAAUGGCAUUUCUUUUGUAAACAUUGACUCUUAUGAGCCGGAUAGCAGUGAUGGAGAGGAAGAGAGUGACCAAAAUGAUCUUUCAGUAGCUAAAGAAGAAGCUGGGAUAUUUCAAGAGACACUGGAUAACAUGCUUUCUGAGUUGGAGAAGGAAGUAGACUCAUUCUGUGAUAUGCAUUCACACCUGAACAAUUUCAGUCAUAAUGCUUCAAGUAAAAGCUUUGAAGACUUAAGACCAGUGCCUUUUAAAAGACAUUCUAUUGUAGAAUCAGAUACUGUUCACCAAAAUAAGGCACUUGUGAAAUCAUCUAGUGAAGAAGAUUCACUUGUAAAAACUAAUUUCGUUACUUCUUGUAACUUGGAACAGCAAAAAACUGCAGCAGAUCCUACAAUUAGGACACAAGUAGCAGUUUGCAAUACAUUGAGUACUGCCAGUACAAAGACAGACCAGGAGAAUUCAUCUGAACUGGUUGUAAGACCCAAAAUUAGAAAACAAAAUCCUGUAAGUCAAUUGGACAGAAAACAGUCUCUUACAAGUGAAGAGGAAGAAAAAAAUAGCAGUAAAAGAUGGAGUGAGUCUGUGGAUGUCCACCAGCGUAGUGCAGAAUGUGACUUGAAGCACAGCAAAGAAAAAAGCCAUUCUAGUAUGUUUUUUGAUCCAAGAGACUAUGAAGAAGCUCAAAAGAAAAUAAAAAGUGAACUAAGGAAACACAGUAUAACUCUUCAAGACCAAAGUAAAGUAGAUGACAAUGCUUUCUGGGAUGAAUUCGAAGAUUGUGGCAGAAAUCUAUCUAGCUCCAACAAAGAUGAAGACAGCUCUGAAUGCAGUGAUGGUGAAUGGUCUGCAUCUCUGCCAUGCUAUUUUGCUGUGACUGUCAAAGAGCAGUCCUCCAGUGAUGAAAGUUGGGAGACCCUUCCAGGAAAAGAGGAACCAGAACCUGAAGUGCAUAGUGACAGCAGUGGUGUGGAAGAGGAACAUAAUGACUUUGGUUUACAAGCUGGGGAACAGACUGCUCUAGAAGAUGGUGAAAUUCCUUGGUUGCAGUAUCAUGAAGAAAUAGAAAGUAGUAGUGAUGAAGAAACUGAUCAAGUGAGCCAUUUUGUACAUCCUGGUUUUUUCAUGUUGGAUGGAAACAACAACCUAGAAGAUGAUUCCAGUGUAAGCGAAGACUUAGAUGUGGAAUGGAGGCUGCUUGAUGAAUUUGGUGAUGGUUUGGGUGUUGCUCAAGCCAUUUCCUAUGUCGAUCCCCAAUUCCUUACAUAUAUGGCUUUGGAAGAACGAUUGGCACAGGCCAUGGAGGUGUCAAGCUUGUUCAUGGACAUGACUUAUCAGCGUCUACAGACUGCUUUGGCACAUUUGGAAUCCCUCGCCAUUGAUGUUGAGCAAGCUCAUCCACCAGCUAGUAGAGAAAGCAUAGACUGCCUGCCACAAAUUAUUAUAACAGAUGAUCAUAACGCUGUAGGUCAGGAACAGUGCUGUGCUAUCUGCUGCAGUGAGUAUAUCAAAGAAGAAAUUGUAACAGAGCUUCCCUGUCACCACUUUUUUCAUAAGCCUUGCAUAACACUUUGGUUACAAAAGUCAGGAACGUGUCCUGUGUGCCGUCAUGUACUUGCACCUGUGCUUCCGGAGGCUGGCACCCCUGCCGUCACUUUCUUGCCCGAUCACGAUUCUGCUCCUUCAGUCCACAGUACUUCAGGAACACAAUAAAAUGAACACCUGAAAAGAUAGUCUCGUCCAUCAGAUCUUGCUGUAAAUUUUUCCUGUUUAAUUACAAUGUGAAAUUGCUUUGUAUGUAAGUAUAUAUAAAUACAUAUAAAUAUGAAAACACUUAAAGUAUAUGAUAGUUUAGAAAGAGAAUGUCUGAGCUUUCUGAAUGACUUAGUUGAUAGUAAAGAGUUAGAAUUAUUGAAAUGAAAGGUGUAAAAAAGAUUGCACUAACUUUCUGCAGUAAAACACAUUGCUGACUAACAUUAAUGUCUAAUGCUUACGUCUGAGGGAAUGACAAAAAAUAUGGCACUUGUCCUCAAGUUAAUACAACUGCAGUGCAGUUGGAGCUUACAAAAGUUAUGCAUAUAUCCUGUUUUAUCUUAUAUAAUAUUUUAAGCUUGGGUUGUUUCCUUUUGUUUAAAAUUAGUGCCACAAUUUGUUUGUACAUAGCUCUUUCAUAUUUGCAUCAAAUGUGAAGAUGUUCUGUGAUCACUGCAGUAGUAUACUUUGUUUCUCUGGAAAUAAACAGCAUAAUCAUA
Molecule: messenger RNA, 2874 nt
Organism: Anolis sagrei ordinatus
Lineage: Eukaryota; Metazoa; Chordata; Lepidosauria; Squamata; Anolidae
Gene: PJA2
Product: praja ring finger ubiquitin ligase 2
Biological process (GO): protein ubiquitination
Cellular component (GO): cytoplasm
Molecular function (GO): ubiquitin protein ligase activity
Source: RefSeq, a predicted model, not a curated record